This is a messenger RNA of Eucalyptus grandis, 1302 nucleotides long. Its product is annotated as phenylacetaldehyde reductase-like. The coding region runs from base 124 to 1098 and encodes 324 amino acids. Gene Ontology annotation, molecular function: oxidoreductase activity, acting on the CH-OH group of donors, NAD or NADP as acceptor. The transcript is spliced from 6 exons. The record is from RefSeq and is a predicted model, not a curated record. Lineage: Eukaryota; Viridiplantae; Streptophyta; Magnoliopsida; Myrtales; Myrtaceae.
UGAUCAUGACAAAGUGUCAAGUUUGAAUAUAUCCCGAAUUCAUAAAAGAGAAUUCCCACUUAUAAAUGUAUUGCAAUCAGUAUCCCUCUCAUCCCCUGUUCCAAGGAGAAGACAGGAGCGGAGAUGAGUACAGCAGAGAAGGUGGUGUGUGUAACUGGAGCGGCCGGUUACAUAGCCUCCUGGCUUGUCAAAGUGUUGCUUCAGCGUGGCUACACGGUCAAAGCAACUGUACGCAAUCCCAGUGAUCCAAAGAAGACACAGCACCUUCUGGAACUUGGAGGGGCUAAGGAGAGACUACAUAUCUUCAAAGGAGAAUUGCAGGAAGAAGGGUCUUUUGACUCAAUAGUUGAUGGGUGCGAGGCUGUCUUUCAUACAGCAUCACCGGUUUUUUUCUCAGCUUCCAACCCUGAGGCUGAAAUAGUCAAUCCUGCAGUUGAAGGUACCCUGAAUGUUCUCAGAUCAUGUGCAAAGGUCCCUUCUAUCAAGAGAGUGGUUUUGACAUCCUCCAUGGCUGCGGUUGUGUGCAAUGGGAAGCCUUUGACCUCUGAUGUGGUAGUUGAUGAGACAUGGUUCUCCAAUCCAGCAUUCUGUAAGGAAUCAAAGCUUUGGUAUGUGCUAUCUAAAACCUUAGCAGAGAAGGCAGCUUGGGAUUUUGCAAGAGAGAAUAGGAUGGACCUGGUCGUGAUAAACCCUGGACAUGUGAUUGGCCCUCUCUUGCAGUCUACCAUCAAUCUCUCUAUGGAGAUGAUACUGAACCUCGUCAAUGGAGCUCAAACAUUUCCCAACAUCUCUUACAAAUUUGUUGAUGUCAGAGAUGUGGCCCAUGCACAUAUUCUAGCUCUUGAAAAUCCUUCAGCUAGCCGCAGAUAUUGUAUGGCGGGAGAAGCAAUACAUUGUCAAGGCGUUUUGAAGAUCCUGCACAACUUUUAUCCUACACUGCACCUCCCUGAAAAAUGUGAAAAUGACAAACCAUACGAGUCGGCUCCUCGGGUGUCAAGGGAGCAGAUUGAAGGUCUGGGUGUGAAGUUCAUUCCUUUGGAGGUCAGUCUAAGAGACACUGUGGAAAGCCUCAAGGAGAAAGGCUUCCUCUCUGUUUGAGUUUCCUGACAAGUGACAAGGAAAACCCUAUACUUCAAAGGCAUAUAUAUGGUUUCCACGAACUUAUAGUCAUAAAAAGUUUCUGCAUAAAUUUAAUGCUUCCCUUUUAUUAGACUCCAUUGGAGCAUGCAUAAUGUCUUAGAGUCACUUGCUCAGUGUAAAUUUAAACUUGAAAGCUGAUUAUGAACGUUGUUUAUUGGAGUA